Molecule: messenger RNA, 1192 nt
Organism: Amorphotheca resinae ATCC 22711
Lineage: Eukaryota; Fungi; Ascomycota; Leotiomycetes; Helotiales; Amorphothecaceae
Exons: 3
Coding region: 105-1139 (344 amino acids)
Biological process (GO): cytoskeleton-dependent cytokinesis
Cellular component (GO): cell division site; septin complex; septin ring
Molecular function (GO): GTPase activity; GTP binding; molecular adaptor activity
Source: RefSeq, a predicted model, not a curated record
AUCUCAAUUUCGACAUCUUCUCUCCAAUAUCCCAUCGACUGCCAAUUCCUCGCUCCCAGCUAUACACAGAACGAUCUUGAGCCUAACUAGACACUAUCGCAACAAUGGCAACUGUCCAAGACAGAAACGCUCCCCAACAGUCGGUGUACCCCCGAAGCCAUGUCGGUUUUGACAGCAUCACAUCGCAAAUUGAGCGCAAGCUCUUGAAGCGCGGUUUCCAAUUCAAUAUCAUCUGUGUUGGACAAACUGGGCUCGGAAAGUCAACUCUCAUCAACACCAUCUUCGCGUCGCACCUGAUCGACUCGAAGGGAAGACUCACUCCCGAUGAGCCAGUACGCACUACAACCGAGAUCCAGACUGUUUCCCACAUCAUUGAGGAGAACGGUGUCCGUCUGCGGUUGAACAUUGUCGAUACCCCUGGCUAUGGCGACCAAGUCAACAACGACAGAUGCUGGGACCCAAUUGUCAAAUAUAUCAAGGAUCAGCACUCAGCCUACCUCCGAAAGGAACUUACUGCCCAGAGAGAACGAUACAUCCAAGAUACCCGCAUCCACUGCUGCCUUUUCUUCAUCCAGCCCUCAGGCCACGCGCUGAAGCCAAUUGAUAUUGUUGUCUUGAAGAAGCUAUCGGAUGUUGUCAACGUUGUCCCAGUCAUUGCUAAGUCCGAUUCUCUGACACUCGAGGAGCGAAGUGCUUUCAAGGAGCGCAUAAAGGAGGAGUUUGCCUUCCACAACUUGAAGAUGUUCCCAUACGACAAUGAUGAAUUCGAUGAGGAAGAGCGUGCUUUGAAUGCUCAAAUUAAGAACAUUAUCCCAUUUGCAGUCGUUGGAUCAGAGAAAUCAAUCAUUGUUGGUGGCAAGCAAGUCCGUGGCCGCCAAAACCGAUGGGGAGUUAUAAACGUCGAGGACGAGACCCAUUGCGAAUUUGUCUAUCUCCGAAACUUCCUCACCCGCACCCAUCUCCAAGAUCUCAUCGAGACCACAUCUCAAAUCCACUACGAGACCUUCCGUGCCAAGCAAUUGCUGGCGCUUAAGGAGAGCAGUGCAGCUGGAGGACAUGCUGGCAGCCGACCGAUUAGUCCUUCAGCCGACCGUGAAUUGAGCAGAAAUUCUCAGAGAGUGACGAUGAACGGUUAUUAGGAUAGUAUGGAUGUGUGGCUGGUGUUUCGAAUGAGGGUGGUUGCUCAUGAUGG